AUUGUGUGACAUUUCAUUAAAGCGUUGCAAAUAUUAUGAAUUGAAAACCUGCAUCAUUUCCUCUCUUACGCUAAAACCCUUCCUUCAAAAUUUAUCUGGUGACACUUUUCUUGAGAGAAUUGGUGAAUUGAAUAACCUUUUUUGUUGGUCCCCACAAGGAUGUCAGAACCACCAUUUAGACCACGAGAGAAAAUUAUUGAGAAGCAAAAGUAUUUCCAGAGUGUUCAUAAGCACACGUAUUUGAAAGGGCCAUAUGACAAGAUUACUUCUGUUGCAAUACCACUUGCAUUAGCAGCAUCUUCAUUGUAUCUGAUUGGAAGAGGGAUCUACAACAUGUCACAUGGAAUAGGGAAGAAAGAAUGACUUACACUUUGUGUUUGAUUUCUGUGCUUAUAUGUUUUGUGCCUUUGUAAAUUUCUGUAAUUUUCAGACUUUGAUCAGCAAAGGAAGUUCAAAACUUGGAAUGAAUAGUGUUCUCUAUUUGGUUGA
This is a messenger RNA of Vigna unguiculata (cowpea), 489 nucleotides long. RefSeq lists its product as uncharacterized. NCBI's taxonomy places the organism in Eukaryota, Viridiplantae, Streptophyta, Magnoliopsida, Fabales, Fabaceae. The record is from RefSeq and is a predicted model, not a curated record.